CUUCUCUAAUUUUUUGCGGGUUUCUGGUCGGAAACCAUUCUCUAGAGGAAGCCUUGCGGUUUGUGGUGAGCGUGAGUACCCGUCCUUGGUGGUGCCAUUACAAUCGGAAACAUGCCGUCUAGACCGAUCCAUCACAUCCAGGAACUGCCACCGGACCAACGCAUCGUGUCGGGGCAGCAACAUCGAAGGUUUCUGUAUUAUGUGGCUUUGAUUGCAUCAUGGACCUUCAACCUCUAUUUUGUUGUCCGCCUCGUUCUGUGUUUCUCGGCGGCUGAUCAGAACUGGCGCAUCUGGGCAACCUUGUUGGUCGAAGCCAUUCUGGCCGACUCGUCUCGUCGCGAUCAGCAACUGACGGUUUCAGCCGGCCAAGCAUCGCUCAGCCAACCCCGUAAGAGACUCCGAUUACACGGCAUCGACAAUCUGCCUCAGGUGGAUGUAUUGGUGCCCUGCUGCGGCGAGCCAGUCGACGUCAUCCUGGACACGGUGCGCGCGGCUUGUACGAUGGACUAUCCAACCUCCAAGUUCCGCGUUCUGGUGCUGGACGACGGGGCCUCCAGUGCGUUGGAGGGCGCCAUCUCGAGCCUGCGCCGCGACAUGUCUCAUCUCUUCUACCACACGCGGGGCAAGCAAUCCGGAAAGGUCUUCGCCAAGGCCGGCAACCUCAAUUAUGCGCUCUUUUCGCUCCAGGAGAAGGUUCAGCCAGAGUUUUGCGUCAUUUUCGAUGCCGACUCAAUCCCCCUGCCUGACUUUUUGCGUGCAACGCUGCCACAUCUGCUUCGGAACCCCGAAACCGCACUGCUGACCACCCGACAGUACUUUUACAACCUGCCUGCGGGGGACCCGCUUUCUCAGUCACGCCUCCAUUUCUACAGCUGUGAGAAUGCGGAGCUCGAUCGUUGUGGCUUGGCCCGGGAUGCAGGCUCUGGUGCGGUGUUUCGCCGACAAGCCAUCAUCGAUGCCGGGGGAUAUCCCACGUAUUCCUUUUCCGAAGAUUGGCAGCUGUCGCUCGUUCUGCAGGGCCUGGACCAACACACCAUUCAGAUCCAGGAGCCGUUACAAUACGGCCUGGUUCCGACGUCACUGGACGGACACAUCGCGCAGCGCAACCGCUGGCACAUUGGCCAUUCCCAGCAACUUCGGGUACUUUUUCCGCCAGCAAACGAGAAGCUUCCCCGCCACCUCCAGUGGACCAUUGCGUGGAAUGGUCUCUCUAUCCUGGCAGGGGUCCUUGGCUGUCUAGUGGCGUUUGGGACGGUCCCAUUGCUUUUGCUGUCGGGGCAGCUGAUCCCGGACGCUGCGCCGCGGUUGGCCAAACUCCAGUUCUACCUGGCCGUCUGUCAGGUCGCCUUGACCUGGGCCUAUGGCCUCUUGCAAUGUGCAUCCACAGCGUUUGAGAGUGCCCCGUUCUCUCGCCUGGAAAAUACCUGGCUGGCCGGAGCCCAUCUCCACGCUAUCGUCCGAUUCCAUCUCCUCUCCAGCCGACCGAAAGGCUCCUUCGUAACCGGAAGCAGCUCCAACUCCUGGAACCGCACCGCGACCCCGUCGUCCCUCCAGACGCUCUACCACAAUCUCUGGCACAACGGAAUCGCAUACAGCAUCGUUGUGCUUCUCGCUACCCUUGGCUCCAUGCUGCUCGCCGUCCGCUCUGCCCUUACCAGCCCCGAGCCCGACCGUCUGUGGCGCUUGCUCACCACCGUUGCCUGGCCACCGAUCCUACACAUCUGCUACCUCUCCGUGAUCAGCUACUGGGCGCCCAUCGCAUACCUCCUGAAUCCUCCGCAUUACCGACAACGCAACGAUGGAUUGGCACGGUCGCCAUCCGGGGUAGUCCUUCCGAUACCUGAAAUUCAACGGGGGGUGGUGCCACGGGGGACUGCCCCGGUCGGGUUUUAUCGUCGGUGCCUGGUUGUCACACUGGUCUUGGGGGGGUUGGUCGUGGGGGGAUUGACGUUGUAGCGUGGGAGUCGUUAUUUGUGUACAAUACGAGACAGUUUAGGGUUACUUGCUACCUGUUUCCCUGUAAGCGACUGGUCCUC
This is a messenger RNA of Aspergillus sclerotioniger CBS 115572, 2036 nucleotides long. RefSeq names its product glycosyltransferase family 2 protein. The record is from RefSeq and is a predicted model, not a curated record. The transcript has 3 exons. NCBI's taxonomy places the organism in Eukaryota, Fungi, Ascomycota, Eurotiomycetes, Eurotiales, Aspergillaceae. The coding region runs from base 112 to 1956 and encodes 614 amino acids.